This is a messenger RNA of Lepidothrix coronata (blue-crowned manakin), 868 nucleotides long. RefSeq names its product nascent polypeptide-associated complex alpha subunit (gene NACA). The coding region runs from base 107 to 754 and encodes 215 amino acids. Gene Ontology annotation, cellular component: cytoplasm; nascent polypeptide-associated complex. Lineage: Eukaryota; Metazoa; Chordata; Aves; Passeriformes; Pipridae. The record is from RefSeq and is a predicted model, not a curated record. Gene Ontology annotation, biological process: protein targeting to membrane. The transcript is spliced from 8 exons.
UGUUGCCGGGCGCUUCCCCCUGCCCCGGAAGUGCCGUGCUCCCGGAAGCCGCGCUCCCUCCACGGUCUCUUUCCGCCGCCAUCUUGGGCCCCGCUCCCCGCACAAAAUGCCCGGCGAAGCCACAGAAACCGUCCCGGCCACGGAGCAGGAGUUGCCGCAGCCGCAGGCGGAGACAGGGUCUGGAACAGAGUCCGACAGCGAUGAAUCUGUACCAGAGCUCGAAGAGCAAGACUCCACACAGGCCACGACACAGCAGGCGCAGCUCGCGGCAGCGGCCGAAAUAGAUGAAGAACCCGUCAGCAAAGCAAAACAGAGCCGGAGCGAGAAGAAAGCUCGGAAGGCAAUGUCCAAACUGGGCCUUCGCCAGGUGACAGGAGUCACCAGGGUCACCAUCCGGAAAUCCAAGAACAUCCUGUUUGUCAUCACAAAGCCAGACGUGUACAAGAGCCCGGCGUCAGACACCUACAUUGUCUUUGGCGAGGCCAAGAUCGAAGACCUGUCCCAGCAGGCCCAGCUGGCAGCUGCCGAAAAGUUCAAAGUGCAAGGAGAACCUGUUUCAAACAUCCAGGAAAACACACAGACCCCCACCGUGCAGGAGGAGAGCGAGGAAGAGGAGGUUGACGAGACGGGUGUGGAGGUGAAAGACAUCGAGCUGGUGAUGUCGCAGGCGAACGUGUCGCGGGCGAAGGCCGUGCGAGCCCUCAAGAACAACAGCAACGACAUCGUAAACGCGAUAAUGGAGCUGACGAUGUAGCCGCCGGAGGGAGGAGCCUUUUUUGGUGUUUCAGAGAAGACUAAAAUACAGCUAAAUUUAAAAUUUGUACUAUUUCUAUCGGUUAAUAAAAGUUGUGGCUUAUUGUUGGUGAAA